CCCCUCGAUCCGGGUAUCGCCGCCCCCUGGGCCGCGGCGGGAGAGCUGCGGGGAGCGAUCCCGCAGCCGGAGAGGCCCGUCGGAGAGCGCAGAGAUGUCUCACUUUGAAAAUAAAGGAUUGAUACUGGGCAUAAUGGCAGGGACUGCUGGAAUAAGCCUGGUCCUGGUUUGGUACCACAAGACCCGAAAACCCAGUGCAGCCGUGCACAUGCCUGUAUUCACAGAUGUAGGUAAUAAGCUUCAUGCUGUGGGUUUGGAACAUGAAGCUCAUAAUGAACAAGGAGCAGUCAUGGUUUUACAUGGAAGGCAACUACAGAUACUUGAAAAACUGAAUGGUUUGCUAAUAAGUGUGGAUGAACUGAAGAGAGAAGUGAAAUUUCUGAAAGAAGCAAUUCCAAAGCUGGAAGAUCUCGUUCGAGAUGAGCUGCAGGGGAGAGGGGAUAUACAGAGAGCUAGUCCAUUACACAGAGCAGUGAGGCGGAGGAAAGCAGAGGCAGCACCUGGUGCAACAGAAGCUACCAGCUCCGAGGAGGCGGAAAGUGAAGGAGGUUACCUUACAGCUCAUACUGAUACUGAAGGAGACUCUGAGGAAGAGAAGGGGUGUAAGAAGUCACCUGAUACCACUGUGCUGGAAGAUGAAUUAUUUAAUCUCCUACAGGAGGUGGACAGUUUGCACAAGGGUUCAGAGGAUGAUAAAAAGGAGAGCUUCAAAAUGCUACUUGAGAAAGAAGCCAAGUAUGAAAACAAUGUGGACUUCCUUUGGAGACUUGCACGCGCUUAUGGAGAUAUGUUUGAGAUGGCUACUGAUGCUGAGGAAAAGAAAAAAUAUGCUUCUGACGGAAAGGCUAAGGCUGAAAAGGCUGUCCAGUUAGAUGCCAUGAGUGCUGAGAGUCAUCAGUGGUUUGCAAUUAUGUGUGGCUAUAUGUCUCAGUUUGACAGUGUACAAAACAAAAUCAGGAAUGGUUAUCUCUUUAAGGAGCAUCUGGAUAAAGCAAUUGAACUUAAGCCUCAAGAUCCUCUUUUAUAUUACCUGAAUGGAAGAUGGUGCUAUUCAGUAGCUCAGUUGUCUUGGCUUGAAAAGAAAGUAGCUACUGCUCUUUUUGGGACUCCACCAACUUCAACAGUAGAAGAAGCACUGCAGAAUUUUCUUAAGGCAGAAGAAAUGCAUCCAGGAUAUUCUAAAUGCAACUAUGUGUAUUUGGCAAAGUGCUAUAAAGAUCUUGGCCAGAAAACCAAUGCACUGAAGUACUGUGAAUCUGCACAGUCAUUUCUCCCAGUUACUAACGAGGACAAAGAGGCCCAGAAAGACUUGGAGGAUUUACUUCUCACACUGAAGCUGUGAUACUGUGCACUUUUUAACUCUUCAUGCUGCGAUGAAAAUUUUAAAGUUCACUGAAAGUGGUUGUGUAUGGCAAGUGAAUUCCAGCUGAGUGGGUGGGAAUGGCCUUCAGGCAUCUGGCAAUUAUGUCAUGAAAAUGAUGCUUUCAUUUUUGAUUGAUUAUUUAUAAUCCAAUAUUGAAGAUUAAUUUUAGAUUGCUGACACUGUGAGUUCAGUUCUCUGAACAAUAAGUCCACUGCUGGCAAUGGACAUAAUGGGGAUUAGAAUGCAAAAUACGUAAAUCUUAUCUGAAUGAUUGAUCAGCUAAUUUGCGAUGCCAGCAUAAAACUGCAUGCAGCAAAGUCGAAAGCAAAACUGUUUCCAUAGUAAAUUAUAUUUAUAUCAAUUAAUAUAUGUGCAGGUAUGUACAAAAGGAGAUCACGAAUGUUUACGUUUACACAUUACUGUUAAAUAAUUAGAAUAUCGCUAAAGAGAAAGCUGUUGCUUCCACAAAAUACUUCUUACUUUAAACCUUCUACUGGUUUUACACAGAAAUGUGAAAGCUUUAUAAAUUAAAUAUAAAAGCUGUAUUUUAUUUGUAACAUCAGUGGGUACAAUAUUAAAAAUCAGACUGGUGAAAUUCAGUGUUUUAGAUGCAUCUAUUACAGCUGUGAUAUUUAAUGGCUUUAUUACAAGAUCUCCAUCAUGUUUGUGAAUUCUGGAUCUUUCUGUUUGAACAGCUGCCAAGUGUGGUGCUGAAAACCAAGUUUAAUGUGUGACUGCCAUUAACCUUGUAUCAUCUGCAUAACAUAACCUGUACAUAAAAACACACACUUUGAGCAUGUAGGACAACAGUGUUUUCAAUUAAAUGUAUCAGGCAGGGAGAUAAUUUUGUUCACAAAUGGACUGAUCCAGAAUUUACCCAACUGUGAAGAAAAAUAAAAGACCAAUUUUCAUUGGCUUUCAAUUCAGAGUCUUGGACUGGAUGUGGGAAGUAUAUCUGAAAGGAGUAAGUAUUUCUGUUAAAGGAAAUGAAGGAAAUAAAAUUGAAUAAGGACAACUUCA
Messenger RNA from Coturnix japonica (Japanese quail), 2383 nucleotides. RefSeq names its product regulator of microtubule dynamics 2 (gene RMDN2). Gene Ontology annotation, molecular function: microtubule binding. Gene Ontology annotation, cellular component: mitotic spindle pole; cytoplasm; mitochondrion. NCBI's taxonomy places the organism in Eukaryota, Metazoa, Chordata, Aves, Galliformes, Phasianidae. The record is from RefSeq and is a predicted model, not a curated record.